AUGUAUCGGUUAGCAACUACUUUCAAGACUGUGGAACAUCAUAGGUGUAUAAAUGUUUAAAUAAAUUAUUAUAACGUGGCAAUCAGUAUCUCCUAUAAAUUGUUUCUCUAUUCCCUUCAAUUCUUCUUCUUUUCUUUCUCUUUAAUAAUAUAUUGGCUAAUAUAGUGGAAGAUUAUUUCAUGUAAAUUGUUUCGAAGUUUUACGAAAUAUUUGUCUUAAAAGGUUCGAAGUCCUGCACCCUUCCUUUUCAGUUUUAGUAUUUAAUUUUCAUUCGAUAUAGAAUAAUAAAUUUAAUAAUUAAAUCUAAUAUUAUAGUUAAGUGUAAAAUUCGAAAAUUUUUCCUUCAUAAAUAUAAUAAUAAAUUUUAUAAAUGAUGAUAAUUAUCGUGAUUAUUUUUAGUCUAAUACUUGAGUAUUUUAUAAAAAUAUUUGGAAGUUAUGAUUCGUUAUAUUUGAAUCGUUUUAUAGUAAAAAAUAUACAUAAUAUCUGUGUUAUUUUAUUAUAACUAAUUUUAUCAUAACAUUACGUUCAUUUAUAAAAUUCGUUACAUAUUAUCCAUUAUAUCAUUGACAUUAUGUAAAUUAAUUGAAGUAUGUGAAAUGUAAAAAUUUCACGUGAUUAAUAUGUUUUACAUCAGCACAUUGAAAAUAUCGACACACAUUGAUGAUGUGUUAUAUACAGAAAUGUUUAUCAAUAAAUAAUAUAACAUUUUACAUCAUAGAUAAGAAGUAAUACAAAUAAAGCACAAUUAUUAACGAUAAAAAAAAUUAAAUUCGCGUUAGUGAAUGAUUCAUUGGAACGACAGCUCUCUUCGCUGAUAUAGCAGAAAAUUUGUUUGUCUGCUGAUUUUAUUCAUUCAGAAGAGUAUAAACAUCCGUGUCUUAUUCGAGGUCGAUAUUUAGUUUGACAAAACAUUAAGUUCUAUUUGUGUUUCACAAAUUCUUACUGUCACAAAUUUUCACUCCAAAUUUUCAAAUGUUCGAGAUCUAUUAUAAUUAUACUUUGCUCGGUUGACACGGAGGCAGCACUUACCGUUUCAAUUGCAUAAAACAUAAACAUCUCGUAGAUAAUAUUACAUUUUUUUGAACUGUUUGCACAUUGACUUACAAUUAGUGAAUGCUAUUAUUGGCUAAUUAGGAUAAAUCGGGCACAGAGUUAUAUGAAUAGACAUUGCAUACAAUGUAUUUUUUCGGCUACGAUUUAUGAAUACCUUAUGCUCGAUUACCAUUUUCGUGUCACAUCCUGUCGUACCGAUUCAGGCAGAUAUUGCACUGCAGCACUACUAGUGGUGAGAAUCAAAAUCAAAAAAUAUGGAUAGGGUUGCCAGAAUUAUUUCGAGAAUUAUUCAUUGAACGGUGGUACUUCAUCAAUGAAGGAAUAUAACGAUUUAAAAAAGAAAUUUGCAAAAUAUGGGAUGAAGAAUUUAUAUUUGACUAUUAAUAUCUAUUUAAAAAUAUUAGAAAAAAAUUGAUUGAAACGUGAUAUUUUUAUGAAAAAUAUAAUUAGAUAUGACGUUCGAGCAUUUAGAAGCAAGUAGCCUAGCGCUAUCCCCGACAGAGUGGAGUUCCGAAGAACCGCUAAGUCGAAUUACCAAGGAUGCUAAAAUACAAGAACCCCACCUCGACAUUUCGGACAAGGUUGCAGUUUCUCGAUUUGACACACUGACUGCGAAACUUGGAAACUCGACUCUAGUGCAAUGA
Messenger RNA from Heterotrigona itama, 1700 nucleotides. Lineage: Eukaryota; Metazoa; Arthropoda; Insecta; Hymenoptera; Apidae. The record is from the annotation of a GenBank genome assembly.